GCGACGGCGGCCCGAGAGGAUCGGAAGGACGAGCGAGCAGGAAGAGCGCUCGGCCUAGCGGCGAGAAGUGGUGAGGCGAGAUGCGGAGCUGCCAGCAGCGACCCCGACCCAGACCCAGGUAGCGACCAGCGAGCGCAGCGCCACAGCACCGCCAGACGUCGCGUCGCCACAGGGAUGGCCGCACACGGCCUGCUCCUGAUUAUUGUAAGUUGCAUUCACAUUUUACAUGCAUAUGAUGGCUAUUCGUCAUGUGCAAAACCGUACAGGACAUCUAAAUCUCAUGAACCACCAUGUGACUUUCAGAAGCAAUCAUGGUGCACAGUCCCUGGAAGUGCCUACCCCUGGCAUGCAGUUCGUCGAUUUGUCCAGGAGAACCAUGGCCUGAUGCGAAGAAUGUAUGGUGAAGAAAGACACAUUUCCGUCCUCAGAGCUGAAAUUGUGUCCAAUGAUGUGAAUUACAUGCACGACAAUGAAUGGAAGCUUGGAGAAUCGCGAAGAACAUCAUUCAGAAAUAAGGCUCCUGUGACAAGUGCCACUACAAAGGAACAGAAGCAAGAAGCUCCCUCUUCAUCUACCUCAACUGAAUCUCCUCAAGGAACAACUACAAACGCUAAGAGCACUACACAGAACACGACACAGAAUCUGAAGCCAUCUCCACUAACCACUACCAAUUUUUCCUCAAAGUAUAAUACCACCCAGCAUACAACUGUAACACCUGCCAGCACACUGCUGACAACUACUGCUCAAGAUAACAGUACAAGUUUCAUUGAAGACUCUACAGAAGACAGCUUUAUGGGAUCAAGCCUUGUGCCAGAUAUUAUUACUGAUCAGAUUGAAAUUACAACUGACACAGUUAUUGUUACAAAUACUCACAUAACAACUACUGAAGGGACAACCAGUACAACAGCACAGCUACUGAAGGAGGACGUUUCAGAAACUAUGCUUUUUCAAGAUGCACAAGCAAAGCAUAAGGAACAGCCACUGCCAGCACACAGACUUCGAGGAGUGAAUGCUUGUCCUGUGAAAGAAGAAGUUGUAGCACCUUUUUGGGCUAACAACACCCGUGGGGAAGUUCUUGCUUUAUUGAAUUUGUAUCCAUUUGAGCAAUAUGUUCACUGGGAAAAAUGCACGUAUGAGCUGAAACAAAUGUACUGUCGUGAAGGGUGUCGCUGUGAACAACAGUAUCGUCUUCACAGACUGUUGGCGUAUGACCCCAACAAUGAAUGUCGUGGAAUAUUCUCCGAUUGGUUUAAAUUUCCGUCAUGUUGUGUUUGUCGCUGCUAUGACCUGCCACCUGAAUUCCAAAUGACAUCUCGAAGUCCAAGAACCCAGCCAUCAGUCUCAAACAGCUUAGGACAGCCACCAACUCAUUGGUAUAAGAAAGAAAGUGACUAAUUUUUAUGUACCUUUACUAUAUACGCAAAGACUUCUGCAGGGAACAACUAGUAUUUAAUUGUACUGAAGUUAAUUUUCAAACAAUUUAAUAUCAACACCCCAAUACUGCUGCAUACCAUGUGAGAUGAGAGAUAAUUCUAUUAAACUGGAUUAUUGAAGGAAAAAAAAAUGGAUCCAAUACAGAAUGCUUAACAAAAUCUAUUGAAGGAUAGCAGAAAUACCAAGAUGCACACAGUAAUUUAGCCAUGUUCCCAAAAUAGUGAAGACUCAUUCUGUUGACAUUUUAGCACAUGGAAACAUAUUUUGAUAUCUUCUGCAUUGUGCUCAUAAGCUGUGACAUACAGGAUAGAUACUUACUGUUCCCUGUUUAUACAUAAUGAGAUUAAAUCAAUCCUUCCUUUUAAGAGAAAAGCCUUUCAGAUGUUAACUGUAAGAUAUGUUAAACAAAUUGCAUGUUUUUUGUUGGUAAAACAUUUACAAUUUCUCAUUUGGAAGGAAGGAAGGAAGGUAAGAACAAACAGUGGCUUUUACAAUGUUUCUUAUGUCACUCUAGUUAUUUUUUGUGGAUGUAAAUAUCUGGCUAAUUGCCCAACAUAAUGUGUGUUAGUACAUUUAAAAGACUGAAACAUUUGUGCAAUUUUAUUGUCAUAUAAGCAAUGUUUGUUAACUAUGUAACUAACACCAGAAUAGUUAUGAAAUCAAAAUUAUUUUGACUUAUAAUUUUGAGAAUAAUUUGUAUAUAUAGUUUUUCCAAAAUGUGCCUGUGAAUCAUUGAACUGA
Schistocerca nitens (vagrant locust) is the source of this 2175-nucleotide messenger RNA. RefSeq names its product protein spaetzle 4 (gene spz4). The record is from RefSeq and is a predicted model, not a curated record. Lineage: Eukaryota; Metazoa; Arthropoda; Insecta; Orthoptera; Acrididae. The transcript is spliced from 5 exons. Gene Ontology annotation, cellular component: extracellular region. Bases 175 to 1395 code for a protein of 406 amino acids. Gene Ontology annotation, biological process: regulation of Toll signaling pathway; central nervous system formation; innate immune response. Gene Ontology annotation, molecular function: growth factor activity; Toll binding.